AGGGCGAUUUGUUGACGAAUCGAACGCCACCGCCGCUUGUUCUUUGUCCUCGCGGUGACUGACUGCAUAUGAUCCCGCUGAAUGUACAUUAUUUAUUCAUCCGUUUACAGUCUGUAUUCAUCAAACAGAAGAUCUGAAGGAUGGUGUUAGUUCAUGUCGGAUAUUUGGUUCUUCCUGUCUUUGGCUCAGUGAGAAAUAGAGGAUCUCAUUUUAACAGGCAUCAGCACAGUCAUGCUACCUCUUGCCGGCAUUUCCACGUAGGCCCCCAGGCCCAGAUCCCUGUUGAUUUCCCAAUGCCCCAUCCAGGACAAUCUCAGACGGGAAUGAGCCAUCACCUCGGCCCCGCGCACCAGCCAGCCGCGGCGUUACAUCCACCCCUCAACCACAUACCAGCGCCACCGUUCCAGGACAUCCCGGCCCCGCCCUUCCUACCUCAGGCUUUACACCAGCAAUACCUCAUCCAGCAGCAGAUCCUGGAGGCUCAGCACAGGAGGAUACUUCCACAGCCCAGCAGACAUGCUCCAGACCGAACCCUUCCCCAUCCGCAGACGCUGCGGCCACCGUAUGAAUACCCGCCAUCCAUUCACAUUCCCCCACCGCCACCAGUGCCGCAGCAGCCGCGCUACCUUGCCGAAGGAACAGACUGGGAUCUGAGUGUGGAUCCAGGCCUGCCGCAGUACCACGUCUCUCCUCUCACUCAACACUAUCAGCAUUACCUGACCUCUCCGCGACUGCAUCACUUCCCCAGGAACACCACCUCAGCACAAGUGGUUGUCCACGAGAUCAGAAACUACCCAUAUCCUCAGUUACAUCUUCUGGCCCUCCAAAGCCUGAGUCCGUCUCGCCAUGCGUCUGCUGUGCGGGAGAGUUAUGAGGAGCUCCUGCAGUUGGAGGACAGAUUGGGCAAUGUGAACAGAGGGGCUGUGCAGACCACCAUCGAGAGGUUUACCUUUCCUCACAAGUAUAAAAAGAGAAGACCUCUGGAGCUGAAGAUCGGCAUGGAUGAAGAGGAGCUCGACACGGAUGAGAAAUGCACAAUAUGCCUCUCGAUGCUUGAAGACGGAGAGGACGUCAGGAGAUUACCCUGCAUGCACCUCUUCCAUCAGGCAUGUGUUGACCAGUGGCUGGCCACCAAUAAGAAGUGUCCCAUCUGCAGGGUAGACAUUGAGACGCAGUUGUCCCCCGACAGCUGAUGUCUCAUGUAGCACUAGCUAGAAGUCCUGUUGUCUUUCUUCGUCCCCUCGUGGGUACUUUGCCAAAUGUGUGUCAUCUCCAUCACCUCUCACCUCUGACCUUUGCCUUCUGAGCCAACUGACGAUGUAGAACAGGGAAGAAGAAAAGCGCUGCGGAGAAGAAUGUGUCCGUCGAUGAAGACUGUUUUAGUCAAAGUGCUCUGUAUGUGUGUGGGACGGCACACUACGUCUUGGAAUGAUCUCGGAUGAAGACCAACCAAAUGUUCUCAGUGUUCAGUAGGUCACGGAUGAAGCAUUACAGCAUGAACACCACAAAGUCCAACACAUUACACGUGGUUGGUCAUGAACCUUACACGUAGUUGAACGAAUCAUUUGGGAAAACAAACAAACAAACAAACAAAAAAUAACGGGAAUCAAAGUCAUUAGUGAACGAGAGAAGCGUAAGAGUAGAAUAAUGACCCUGUGUUUCAACAAAAGCUCCGUCGUCGUGUCUGUAAUUAUCGGAGGUGAUGCUUGACGUCCGUACAGUAUGUAACCGUAAGGCCAGGCUUGAUAUGAACUGUGACAGUCCGCAUUUUGUGCUCGUGACGCCUCCGACGCUUAGAAACGUAUCCACCAAAUGCAUGUUGAGAAGCGAGAGGCCGGGGUUCUUCUGACGAGAGGUCGACGUGCAUGAGGACGUUUCCUGCGCGACAUUCUACUAAUCCUGAAGACACUGUGUUCUCGUCGCGUCUCCACGAGUGAAAUAUGUACCUUAAUGCCUGUAGCACAAGCACACGUUGAAUAGUAACGGCAUAACUCUGUGUUUCCAUUCGCUCUGUGACUCGUGGUCUCGCUUGGUCGUAACAGCAGCAUCUGUAGAGUCAUAAUGUGCAUGAAACCUGUUUGCUGCCAUUUCUAGAGGACAUGACAAGGGAGUAAAGCCAUUUGUUUUAUAGAAACCAAACAUAACUUUUCUAAGCUGUUCUUCAUGAUCACUCUCUUUCUCGUUUGAUUUCUCCUCUUUCCUACUGUCGCCAACCUGUGCGCGGGGCUGGUACAGCUUCUCGACAUAAGUAGCUGCAAUGCUGGAAAAAACAAACAAACAAGUUAUUUAUUGUCGUCUUAAUGUAGUUAGUGGUUAUUUUUGUAAAUGCACUCACUUUCUGAAGAGGUCGUGUGAUUGUUUCUCUUUCCCUGCUUUUGCAUUUGCACUCAGUUUCCUUGCGUAUCGUGCACUCCAUCCAAAAAGAAAGAGACGAAAAAAAAAACCAAGGGAACUUUUUAACAGCACAGUUUCUUCGCGUAACGAUAGUCGUUGCCUCACUGACCACUUUCAAUGUACGUGACUGUUUUCCUGUAGCAUUUCAGAUGUCUUUGUAGUACGUUUGACGAAAUGACCUUCUCGACUUUGCUUUCGCAACUUUUCCAGAAUUCAAGCGUUCAGCUGCUUGGAAGCCAGGAAGUUGGAAGCGUCUUGUUUUUCGAUUACCGUGAUCUUUUUCUCAUCGUCCGUCUGGGUUUUAUAGUUUACACAUGAUAUCGUGCGUCGAAAUGCCUUAAGUAUUUAACAAUCAUAAUUUAUGACUAACUUUACCUACUAUGGGUGCGUAUUUAAGUUCCGAACUAGUAUCGCAAUGUAUUUAUUUACGUCAGCAUAACGUGUGUAUAAAUACCUCAUUGUGCUAUACUUUAAUGGGAGUGCUUUGCAUGCGGUUGUACUUUAAGGGGCAUAAGUGUCAAAACAAGCUAAAAUUCCCCCAUCCCGAGGGCGUGCUGAAACGUGCUAGUAUGUGGUGCUGUAGUUUUUUUGGUUACAUUCCAUUAAUGCAAUUUCAAAGAGUCGUUCAGCUGUGAGCUCGUAGACAAACUGUUCAAUGGACUGGAAUUGUUUUGCAUGUCUCUCCUGUUUUUGCACUCUUUGCUGCCCUCUCACUGGCAUCCUGCGAACGCCGUCCGCUCGGAACCGAGCCGGCGAUUCCAGGCCGUGAAUCUGUUUUCAGUGUUUUCAGUAGUGAGGAGUGAGUUCAGCGCUUACUGUGAUUGAUUAUAGCUGCUUGUCUUGUGCCCAUCUGGCUUUAACUUUCGAUUACGGCCGGCCGUCGUACGCUGUAUUUUUCAAUCGGGAUUUAAAGUGAUGCUUAUUUUUUUCCCCAUUAGUAGCAGAUUUCCUUUACCUUUCUUUUCGUAUCGGUACUUCAUUAGAGAGGGGCUUUAAAUGUCUGAAUGCAGGUCGUGUUGUGGUACAUUCUAGCGUAGCUGCCGUACGUUCGUCUUAUUUCAUGGUUUUAGCUUCGAUCCCCCAAAUUACGGUAAUCGUGUUUUACACUCAUACGGCAGAUGACUCUUAUUUCCGGUGAAACGAGCGUUUCUCCUGCCGUACCUGGAAUACACACACUUAGAAACGGUUGCGCCGAAAUAGACAAAAAGAACAAUGGCUUUAUAUUUUAUGAUUUGUGUUUCUAGCCUGUGUAGCCUUAAAGUCUCUUGAUUUGAUCCAUCUCUCCAGCAGAUUUUGGACAUAAGCAAUAGUAGUAUCAUGUUUCGUUAACAGACUGAACCGUAGAUCCUAAAGCACAAGCUCUGUAAUGCAUGUCUUUCUCAGGUUUUAAUAUGCGUAUGAGAAUGGAUACAUAUGUUAAAAUAUUUUACCAUAAAUAUUUCUGAUGUUUUUCUGCUGCUGACAUAAAAAGAAAAAAAAAGUUAAAAAAAAAAAAAAAAAAUAGUUGAAUAA
Messenger RNA from Labeo rohita (rohu), 3906 nucleotides. RefSeq names its product ring finger protein 165b (gene ark2cb). Lineage: Eukaryota; Metazoa; Chordata; Actinopteri; Cypriniformes; Cyprinidae. The transcript has 8 exons. Bases 141 to 1193 code for a protein of 350 amino acids. Gene Ontology annotation, molecular function: ubiquitin protein ligase activity; zinc ion binding. The record is from RefSeq and is a predicted model, not a curated record.